CCAAAUUAAACUUUAAUUGCACUAUCAUGCAAUUCCAGAUUGCAUGGAAGUGCCAUUUUGUUUAAUAUGAAUAUCUCAGCUGGAUUGCCUGUAGGAAAAAGGCUGGAUAUGCAAAGCCUGAGGAGCUGCACUCCUGUGUUAGUUGGCAGCUGUGACCUGCACAGGCUGAUAGGACUGGGUGCCACUUGCUCCCAUUCAGGCCCAUCCCUGGCACCUUCCCUCCAGUUCUUCACUGCUGCACUGCAGUUGUCACACCAAAUUUGAUCCCAGGCAAAACCCUUUCAACCUCUGCUGCUGAGGAAAGGUGAAUCUACUGCCCAGAAAGCCCCUGUUUGCCUUCAGAUCUCAUUCCAUAGUAAGUAUUUUGCAUGUUCCACAAUAGGUGUUGCAAGGGCUCACUUUGGAGUAAACGAAGUCUUUGUAAUGGCAGGAUAUUUCAGAGAAGAGGGAACAUGUGACUCCAAAUGCCUCCAGGCAGAGGAAGUCUGGGCUUGUCUCUUUUGCAUCUUCAGUAGGGGAUCUGAUGACAGAGAUGUUUCUCCUCUGCUGUACUGCCCUGAUUUUUGCCUCACAGGAGAAAACAAAUUCCAGGGAGUUUGGGGCUGAGUGAAACCAUGUCUGUGUUGUAUUCAUCCUUUUCCUUGAAACCUGCUGACAGCUCUGCUUAGUAGGCCUAGUUAGAAAUUUUGGUUACCUAAAUAAUACGUAAACUGUAAUGGAAUGGAAUUUAUCCCAACAGACGUCCAGUUAGAUAUCAUAGUUACGCUCAUGAACAGCCUGUGAACAUUUUCACAGCUGGCUGUCAGGCUAGAUGGCUCAGAUGUGCAAACUUCAUGAAGUCCCUCAGGGCAAAGCGUAGUCUCUGCUAACCCUUCGCGGCCUAGUGAGCGAGCAGGAGACAGGAGACAGGAGACAGGAGACAACUCUCGCAGGUGGAGUUAGCAUGGAGCAGCCCGGGCGCGUUUCAGCAGCUUUCCCUGAGGAGUGUCCGUCUCUCCCGCAGGAAGCUGGAGGGCGGCGCGGCGGAGCAGCCGCUGGAGCUGACGGCGGACGGGCGGCCGGCGGCGGGCGGCGGGCGGCGGGCGGCGCCGUGCGAGUGCCGCUGCUGCGGCCUGCCCAAGCGCUACAUCAUCGCCAUCAUGAGCGGCCUGGGCUUCUGCAUCUCCUUCGGCAUCCGCUGCAACCUGGGCGUGGCCAUCGUCCAGAUGGUCAACAACAACACCGUCUAUGUCGACGGCAAGCCGGAGCUGCGGUCAGCCCAAUUCAACUGGGAUCCAGAGACUGUGGGACUCAUUCAUGGCUCUUUUUUCUGGGGUUACAUUGUGACACAAAUUCCAGGAGGGUUCAUCUCCAAUAAGUUGGCUGCUAACAGGGUAUUUGGGGCAGCUAUCUUUCUAACAUCUACACUGAAUAUGAUCAUCCCUUCUGCAGCAAGAGUGCAUUAUGGCUGUGUGAUGUUUGUAAGGAUUCUUCAAGGUUUGGUGGAGGGCGUCACGUACCCAGCCUGCCACGGGAUGUGGAGCAAGUGGGCCCCACCUCUGGAGAGAAGCAGGUUGGCUACCACUUCAUUCUGUGGGUCCUACGCAGGUGCAGUGGUGGCCAUGCCCCUGGCAGGUGUGCUGGUACAGUAUAUAGGAUGGUCAUCAGUCUUUUAUAUUUAUGGAAUGUUUGGGAUUGUUUGGUACGUGUUUUGGCUGCUUCACGCCUAUGAGAGCCCUGCUGCACAUCCAACAAUAACCAGUGAAGAAAGGAUAUAUAUAGAAACAAGUAUAGGAGAAGGAGCCAGCCUAGCUAAUGCAAGUAAAUUUAGUACUCCCUGGAAGAGAUUUUUCACUUCAAUGCCAGUUUAUGCAAUCAUUGUGGCAAACUUCUGCAGAAGCUGGACCUUCUAUUUGCUCCUCAUAAGUCAGCCUGCUUACUUUGAAGAAGUCUUUGGAUUUGCAAUUAGCAAGGUUGGCCUUUUGUCAGCAGUUCCUCACAUGGUCAUGACAAUCAUUGUGCCCAUCGGAGGGCAGCUGGCUGACUUCCUACGGAGCAGGAAGAUCUUAACCACUACCACUGUAAGGAAGGUCAUGAACUGUGGAGGCUUUGGGAUGGAAGCAACCUUGCUUUUGGUGGUUGGUUUUUCUCACACAAAAGGUGUGGCUAUUUCCUUUCUGGUGUUAGCAGUAGGCUUCAGUGGCUUUGCAAUUUCAGGCUUCAAUGUGAAUCACUUGGACAUAGCCCCUCGUUAUGCCAGCAUUCUGAUGGGGAUCUCCAAUGGUGUGGGGACACUGUCAGGAAUGGUGUGCCCACUCAUUGUUGGAGCAAUGACAAAACAUAAGACCCGUGAAGAAUGGCAGAACGUCUUUCUGAUUGCAGCCCUGGUGCAUUACAGUGGUGUGAUAUUCUAUGCUAUCUUUGCAUCUGGGGAGAAGCAGGAAUGGGCUGACCCUGAAAACCUCAGUGAAGAGAAAUGUGGCAUAAUUGAUCAGGAUGAACUGGCUGAAGAAACAGAGAUGAACAAUGAAACUUUUGUAAGUCCCAAGAAAACGUAUGGUGCUACCAGUCAAAAUAGUGAAGUACAGAGAAGGGAAUGGAGGAAGCAAAAGCAAGUAUCUCAAGACAUAGAGGAACAGACUUCUUACCAUUAUGAAAAUGGAAAUUUUCAAGAUUUGUCUUAAUACUUGAAACUGUAAGAUUUGUAUAGCUACUCCCAUGACUCCUGCCUAGCUGCCCCAAAUCCACAGGUAUCCAUAUUUAUUGUCUUACUCAGUUAUAUAAUAUCAAUCCACACAGCUAGAUUUGAGGGGUGAUAGUUCCCUCCCAAUGGUGUGUAAGAAAGCUAACAACAGUGGGACUGGGAUAAGUGAUCCUAAAUCCUCUCCCAGCCUGCAUGGAUUGGUCAGGCAGCAUGACCUUGGGAGACCAGGCCUGGCAGGGCUACAGUCUGAUGCAAGCUGUAGAACUGACUGCAGGAGCAAGGAGUUCCCCCAUCAUCUCAUCUAAACAGAGAAAGGACAAGUGAUAUCAGAUGGUGGAUCCACAGUGAUCUGUGUAAUUCCUGGGUCUCCAGUGGUGUCACAGUCUUUAGGGAGCAGCCAUGCUUUGCCUCUUUAGGAUUCCUGUAGGGGGGCAUUUGAGCUGCUUAAUCCAUGUCAAACCUCAAGCUCCUGCUAAUAGAUCAGAGCAGACAGAAAAGCAGAUUUAUGACAGUAGGCUGUAAUUAAUUACUAAUAGUCACUCAACAAGGGGAAGAGAAACAUGUGACAGAUGUGGCACAGGAUUGCUUCAACAGUUCCUACAAAUUGAUAGGCAGAUAUCUUAAUAUGCACACUCCACAGUGUGACAAGACAAUAAAAUGGAUACUUGUAAAAUUUCUCCCCUCCAAAGAUUUUGUGCUGGCAUGAAAUAAUUUUGAAUACAAAAUCAUUGUUAGUGAUGCAAUAUUAAUAAUCCUUAUGGAAGGAAAUCAUAGCCCUGUUUUGAUUAGGAUCCUCACUCAAUUCAUUAUUGUGAAGUAAUUUGAAUAUAUUUUUCUAGUAUUAUACUGAUAGAGUUCUGGUCUCAACAACAGUCCUCGUUUAGGUGAACGAGCUUAUUUACAGGACUAAAGUCUUUAGUUCUAGAUCUGUAACUUUUCAAUGCCUCAGUCUUGUUCUUGCCAUGAAUGAAGCGCUGUACCAUUUGAGAAUUAAUGGGGUACCUAUGUAUAAAAAAAGUAAUUAUCCACUGCCAUUGGUAUAUUUGACAAUAAAAAGUGGCUUUAGCCUUUUUCUACCAUUUUUAGAAUCAAACAGUGGAGCAUGCUGUAUCAUCUCAGUUAGCUGCAACUCAGAGACUCAUUGUGGCAUUAAUACUCUUUUCAGAAUGGAUAAUUUCAGUAAGCUGUGAUUUAAUUUGUCUCUCAUUAUAACUACUGCCUCAUUAAAUUCAAGUGAAAGCU
Oenanthe melanoleuca is the source of this 3925-nucleotide messenger RNA. RefSeq names its product solute carrier family 17 member 8 (gene SLC17A8). Gene Ontology annotation, molecular function: L-glutamate transmembrane transporter activity; neurotransmitter transmembrane transporter activity. NCBI's taxonomy places the organism in Eukaryota, Metazoa, Chordata, Aves, Passeriformes, Muscicapidae. Gene Ontology annotation, cellular component: excitatory synapse; synaptic vesicle membrane. The transcript has 11 exons. Gene Ontology annotation, biological process: monoatomic anion transport; neurotransmitter loading into synaptic vesicle; regulation of synapse structure or activity. Bases 1140 to 2663 code for a protein of 507 amino acids. The record is from RefSeq and is a predicted model, not a curated record.